This is a messenger RNA of Ctenopharyngodon idella (grass carp), 2095 nucleotides long. It is a transcript of the gene syt1b, whose product is annotated as synaptotagmin Ib. Lineage: Eukaryota; Metazoa; Chordata; Actinopteri; Cypriniformes; Xenocyprididae. The record is from RefSeq and is a predicted model, not a curated record. Gene Ontology annotation, molecular function: phosphatidylserine binding; syntaxin binding; clathrin binding. Gene Ontology annotation, cellular component: dense core granule; axon; synaptic vesicle membrane. The transcript is spliced from 9 exons. The coding region runs from base 167 to 1429 and encodes 420 amino acids. Gene Ontology annotation, biological process: synaptic vesicle endocytosis; regulation of calcium ion-dependent exocytosis; cellular response to calcium ion.
UCAAUCAUCCUGAUAUGUUCUUUCUUUUGAAAGAGUCUCAAUAAGACACACAAGACAUUUUUCUCUCUCAUUAUCCUUGUUUUCCGUCUUUAAUUUUCUGUUCUUGCUCCAAAAUAAUUCAGAUAAACUGCCAGUCCGAGUGCACUUCUCAAAUCAGAGCAGCAGAAUGCAUGAGGGCGAUGCUCUACUGGCUGGUCCUUCCUUAUCUCCAGCAUCUCCAGCACAAAAUGGAUCGAAGGUACCUGGACCUACGAGUUCUCCUCCCACUGCUGUUCAGACUACAACCGCAGAGAGUUUGGCUCAUAGCAUCAGAAGCAAGUUUAUGAAUGAGCUUCAUAAAGUCCCAUUACCAUCCUGGGCUUUGGUGGCCUUCGGCUUCCUCGUAGUCCUCAUCAUUUUUAGUUGCUGCCUGUGUUUCUGCAGAAAGAUGAUAUUUAAGAAGAAAAAAGAGAAGGGUGGGAAAGAAAAAAAUGAAAAGAACACCAUCAAUAUGUCAAGCGUAAGAGAAGAGGGAACAAAACAGGUUGUCCAUCACGGAAUUGAUUCUGACCCCAAAGAAGAGGAUCCAGAGUCUAAAGAGGCUGCAAAAUUAGGAAAACUUCUCUAUACCCUUGACUACAACUUCACUGACAGUGCGUUAAUUGUAGGUGUGAUUCAGGCAGAAGGUCUUGCUGCUAUGGAUAUGAGUGGCACUUCUGAUCCAUAUGUGAAAGUUUACCUCCUCCCUGACAAGAAGAAAAAGUUUGAGACAAAAGUUCACCGCAAAACUCUAGAUCCGACUUUUAAUGAGCACUUCACCUUUAAGGUUCCAUAUGCAGAGCUUGGUGGAAAGACGCUGGUCAUGACAGUGUAUGACUUUGACCGUUUCUCCAAACAUGAUGCUAUUGGGGAUGUGAGGGUGCAAAUGAAUAAGGUGGACUUCAGUCAUCUUACAGAAGAGUGGAGAGAUCUGCAGAAAGCCGAGAAAGAGGAGCAUGAGCGGUUAGGUGAUAUUUGCUUGUCUCUGCGCUAUGUACCCACUGCUGGAAAGCUGACGGUUGUAGUUCUGGAGGCCAAAAACCUCAAAAAAAUGGAUGUGGGUGGUCUCUCAGACCCAUAUGUAAAAAUCCACCUGAUGCAGAAUGGCAAAAGACUAAAGAAAAAGAAAACCACAAUUAAGAAAAACACACUGAACCCAUAUUACAAUGAAUCGUUUAGUUUUGAAGUUCCAUCUGAGCAGAUUCAGAAAGUACAGGUUGUGGUGACGGUGUUGGACUAUGACAAAAUUGGGAAGAAUGAUGCCAUUGGAAAGGUUUUCCUCGGACAGAACAGCUCAGGAACGGAGCAGCGCCAUUGGUUAGAUAUGUUAGCCAAUCCAAGAAGACCCAUCGCCCAAUGGCACGCACUUAAACCUGAAGAGGAUGUGGAUGCUGAACUGACAAAGAAGUGAAGCUGUCUGUGCGUGUCUGAGCAUUUGUAUACUUAAAUAUUCAGCAGUUUGCUUUAAUUUGUGAAGUUUGUGUGUAUAUGUGUGCAUGUAUGUGGGCAGAGGUUGAGGUAGAUCCAGUUAAAUCUCAUCUCUCUCAGCCACAUUAAUAAUCAGAAUCACUUCUUUUUCUGUAUAUUGUGUGCAGAUUGUGCAAAGAUAAAUUAAAUGAUAUAUUAAAGCUGCAGUCUAAGUUUUGCCUCUUUGUCGCCAUCUCUGUUUGAAACCUGCAAUUGCAGUUAUUUGCAGAACUAUCUUUACGUGGGUUGUGCAUCAGCACAGCUCCUCAGCACUGAUUAAUCUAAUGUUUGCUGUCAGUCACCACAUCUGUCACGAUCACUGUCUGUUCCUGUCAGUUCCUGGACUCCACUUCCCAUAAUCCUCCCUUCCAAUCACAUGCACCAAUCACCAAUUGCCACACACACCUGCAGAUCAUUACCUGGACUAUUUAAGACACACACACACACACACCCUUUGCGAAGUCUUGAUUUGCCCUGGUGAUCAACUCUGAGUGUUUUCUUGUGGACUGUUUACCCUGUUACCGUUGGAUUGUUUAUUCUUUGUGAUUCUCUGCUGCCUGCCCUGAACCUUGCCUGUGUACUGGACUGUGUUUGUUUGCUGCCUGCCCUG